This is a messenger RNA of Daucus carota subsp. sativus, 1097 nucleotides long. Its product is annotated as remorin. NCBI's taxonomy places the organism in Eukaryota, Viridiplantae, Streptophyta, Magnoliopsida, Apiales, Apiaceae. The record is from RefSeq and is a predicted model, not a curated record. The coding region runs from base 123 to 959 and encodes 278 amino acids. The transcript has 6 exons.
UGCGGUACAUAAUUUACAGACCUGCAAGACUUGUUUGCCAGGCUUUCUACGUAAACAAUUUUCUUGAUUCUCAAUCACUAUAAAACCAUUCAGCUUUCGUAUUAAGGUGUCGUGGUAAGAGAAUGGAAAACUUGAUCAAACAGCAGCAGCAGAAGAGGGUGAAAAAUUCUGGAGGACAAGCCGGCAGGGAAGUAGCGAAUGCUAGAGGAACAAAGCUACCACUGCAACAAACAGAAUCCUUCAAGAGAGAUAAAAGGACACAAAAUUGGUUCCAGAGGCAAUUUUCUAACCAAAUGAGUCCUGGCUAUGACUCUGAAGACGGUGAUCAUGCCACAGCAAUUGCAGCAGCUACAUUUGCCAUAUAUUCAAACGACGAAUCAAGGGGAGGCUACAACCAGAAAAUCAAUAGACAGGGUCCUAAUUCCCCGUCCCCCAGGGUGAACACCAGAAAAGAAGACCCCAUUCGGUUUCCAGAACCAGGUAGGGUAUCUAGACGCCCAUCGAGUAACAAUACCAGAGGAAGACAAGAUUCAUCAAUAAGAAGACCAGGGGGACGUGAGUCAUCUAGGCCAGCAACUCCCGCUACUGAAAAUGAAAUACUUAUCCGAAGUUCUACCCAGGGUAGAAAUGGAAACACCAGAGCAGAGGCUUGGGAAAAAGCCGAGAAUGCAAAGAUUCAAAAACGGUAUGAGAAGAUGAGUUCCCAUAUUCUUGCUUGGGAGAAUGAGAAGAAACAGAAAGCAAAACUUCAAAUGGAACGGAGAAAGGGUGAACUAGAGCGGAGAAGGGCAAGAAAUUCACAGCAUUACCAAUUCAAACUAGCCAAAAUUGAUAAUAUUGCUGAAGGAGCAAGAGCACAGCUUGAAGAGAAAAGGAAAAACGACAAGAUUAAAGUGCAAGAACGCGCAAAGAAGAUGAAAUCAUCUGGGAAAGUUCAUACCUCUUGUUUAUGCUUCUGAAUGCCCCGACCCAUCACAUAAUGUAAUUUACAGUAUUUAAAAGUAUAUGUGUGUAACUUAAACAUUUAAACUCUAUAGGUAAUCAAGUAUAUAAUUAUACAGGAGUGCUUAGUUGUAAUUCGUAUGACUUUCUUCUCA